This is a messenger RNA of Exophiala bonariae, 1530 nucleotides long. RefSeq lists its product as uncharacterized. The record is from RefSeq and is a predicted model, not a curated record. Gene Ontology annotation, molecular function: DNA binding; DNA-binding transcription factor activity, RNA polymerase II-specific; zinc ion binding. Bases 1 to 1530 code for a protein of 509 amino acids. Gene Ontology annotation, biological process: regulation of DNA-templated transcription; DNA-templated transcription. The transcript has a single exon. NCBI's taxonomy places the organism in Eukaryota, Fungi, Ascomycota, Eurotiomycetes, Chaetothyriales, Herpotrichiellaceae.
AUGACUCCACAGACGGAUCAACAGUUUCAAACUUCAUCUACACAAAGGGGAAGACCGCGCCAAAGGUCUGCUGUUGCAUGCACAUGGUGCCACUCAAGGCGCGUCAAAUGUAAUGCUGCUGCCAAAGGUCGCCCGUGUACAAACUGUGAAAAUGCAAAUCGUACCUGUACUCUAAUUGAGAGUAAAAGAGGGAAGAAGAGAAAACUUUCCACUUCACCUUCGAUAUCUCAGCAGGAGCUCAAUGGCAUUGCAGAGGCACCAGCCACUGCUGUCCAGAGGACAGCCGUGCACGGCAACGUCUAUGAUCCUCUCAGAGAUUUACGGAAUAUUCCCAAAGAACGCCACAUCUCUCAAGUCCAUGGACCACCAAUUACCCCUAGUGAACAUGAAGAAGUAGACUCGACACGGGAAGCAGAGGAAACAAGCCUCUACACUCAAGUUCUCGAAAAGGCUACGAGUGCCGAAAACCCGCAAGAGCUCAAGGAAGGCGUUGUCCACGUUAUGUACAUGGGCGAAACCUUCAACCUCACCCAUCUGCUGAGGCAGGUACAUGCCAAAUCAGAAUCAGACUCCUUGUUGCGCAAAAGGCAUUUUGAAGUCAAUGUUCUCCCGAAGAACAAGUCCGCGAAUCCUGCUCCAGCACAAAAUAGUCCCCUGGCCUCAUUCCUGCAGCAGCAGGGCGCCUUCACGAUCCCUGCAGCCAAUAUCUGCUAUCAGCUCUUCCGCACAUAUUUCGACCUUGUUCAUCCGCACUAUCCAAUUUUGGACCGAGCCGAUUUUGCUUUGCAAUACGUAGAUCUCACCAAUCCUCCAUCCUACCUUUUGCUACAAUCCGUACUGUUUAUGGCUUCGGGGCAUUGUGACCUCUCGAUUUUGCAGGACGCUGGCUUCAGCUCACGGUAUCAAGCUCGGAGGACAUUCUUUCAACGUGCCAAAGUGUUGUACGACAAUGAUCAUGAACCGAACAAAGUCACGGUCGUGCUGUCUGUUUUCCUGAUGAGCUUCUGGUGGAAUGGCCUCGAAGAUCACAAAGAUACCUGGCACUGGCUUGGGAUAUCGAUAUCCCUGGCUCUGACGUUAGGAAUGCACCGAUCCACUAGACAUUCUGACAUGCGACCGAAAGAUCGAUCUAUGUGGAAGCGAAUCUGGUGGUCCCUAUUUGUUGAAGACAAACAUGCAGCUACAGCACUGGGGAGACCUGUUCAUAUUCGCCAAGCCGACUGUGACGUGGAACGACUUGAAUUGGCUGAUUUUGCAGAACAACCCAUCAAAAAUCCGGAGAUAUUCGGGACUCCAGAGCAAGUUGAUGCCUUGUAUGUCAUAGCUUUGGUCGAACUCUCUUUCAUUGCUGAGAGUAUUGUUGAAAAGUCCUUCACCGCAUUCAAUGCAACAACAUCUCUCAAUGCCGAUAUGUUCCAGACCUGUUCGGAGCAAUUAGAGCAUUGGAAGGCACAACUGCCUCCAGAGUUGCACCAAGAAAAGACCAACACCUGCCUCUGGACAAGUAUGCUGCAUAUCGCGCAUAGGUAA